Messenger RNA from Rhodofomes roseus, 1728 nucleotides. RefSeq lists its product as uncharacterized. The record is from RefSeq and is a predicted model, not a curated record. Bases 1 to 1728 code for a protein of 575 amino acids. Lineage: Eukaryota; Fungi; Basidiomycota; Agaricomycetes; Polyporales; Fomitopsidaceae. The transcript is spliced from 8 exons.
AUGAGCGUCUUCAACCCUAAGAUCCUCGACGCGUGUAUCCGAGAUGUCACCGCAAGUCUCCCAGACGAACAGAAGGCAGAUGUGCUUCUCCAUGCCAUGGGACAGCUUCCCUUAGAGCGCUCUAGAUUGCUCAUCGAGAACGCAGUCCAGUCCUGCCUCUCGCUCAACGGUCUCUCUGUGGCCAAUGCCGCCAAGGCCCGCUUGAUGCGCGCCAGGGCUAGGCUCGCCGCCGGACUGCAUGUCGGCGCCCACCAAGACCUCCAGGCUGUCAUGGCCAUCGAGCCCGAACACCCGGAAGCCAGGGCGCUUAUGGUUCAUCAUGUCGCAAAUUCGGGCAAGUCUCUGAUCCAGCCGCAUACGACCCCAGGGUUCUCGACAGAAAUAUGGCGGGAGAUCGCACGAUGGCUCCCGCCGCGCGACCUCAAAAAUGUCCUCCUCGUCCCGCACAUCCUGUCCCGCAUCGCAAGCGAGCUCCUGUUCCGAAAGAUCGAUUUGUUCUUUGUACCGGAUAAGAGGGAGUCACAGCGCAGCGCCGACAUCCUGACCCGCGUCAUCGUCGACAAGGAGUUUGCGAAGCAUGUCAAGACAUUGCGGGUGUUCUACCAGGGGCGCGAUGUAUCGCCGAUGACGUUCCAGACAGGCAUGCUGGCCAACGCGUUGCCAAAAUUGGUAAAUCUCAGAAACGUCCAUUGCUCAAUGCGAUUGCGCGAGAUGCUCUCCUUCCUGCGCAUCCUCGAAUCCGCGAAUCACCGACUGCGCGGGAUGUCAUUAAUGUGGGUCCAGCCUCUGGAUGGGACCGCGGAGCUGCAGUUCCCACGCUUCCGGCAUAUUACGCAGUUCUCAUACGUCUCGACGGGGGGCAACCCAGCGGACGUGCAAGAGUUCCUGCAACAAAACAAGCCUUCCAUCCGCUCCAUCUUCCUGCACAAUCAGCAUUGGACCUUCCCAUCGGAGACGCUCUCCAUCCGCAAUUUGACCAACCUCGACUUCCUCGGCCUCUUCCCCUCCGAGUCGCGCGCGUUCGCGGACAUCCUGAGCAACGGGCACCAGCUCGAGUCCCUCCGCCUGCAGUGCGUGCUCAACUGCAACGCGUCCGCGCAGUUCCGCGAGGGCGCCGCGGCGCACGCGCUCCCGUUCCUGCGGCACUUCGAGUUCACGCUCCUCGGGUACAACGUGAACGAUCACGACCUCUUUCCCGCGAUCUCAGCGUUCCUGCGCGACCGCCGGACGCUCAAGACGCUCGUGCUCUCCGUGCCGAGCGCGAACUGGGCGCAGAAGAGGUUGGGGUACGAUGCGGGCGUGUGGGGCGUGCUCCCGAGCCUGACGGAGCUGAAGGCGCUCACGGCGACCCUCCCGAAGGACGUGGCGGCGGCGGUGGCGAUGUGGCUCGUCCCGCGCGGGGUGACGGCGCUGUCGCUGCAGGCGGAGCCGUCGACGGACGCGGUCCCAUUUGUCUCGCAGAUGCGCCCGGGCCUCCCGCCGAACCUGAGCUUCAUGGGGCUCUCGCAGUUCGAGGUCAAGGACGUCGCGGCGGUCGUCGAGGCGGGCUUCCCGAUGGUGCGUGUCGUGCGCGUGGACGACGAUUACUAUACUGUCGAGCGGCUCGAGGACGGGCGCGUGAAAAUGCAGGCGUGGCCCGAGGCGAGGGGCCAUUGGAACAUACGGGAGUGGUUGCAGAGUUACGGAUGCGAGGAUGCGGAGUGGAGGCAUCCGAGCGAGUUCUUGUAG